Molecule: messenger RNA, 7325 nt
Organism: Ictalurus furcatus (blue catfish)
Lineage: Eukaryota; Metazoa; Chordata; Actinopteri; Siluriformes; Ictaluridae
Exons: 19
Coding region: 324-6668 (2114 amino acids)
Source: RefSeq, a predicted model, not a curated record
CCAUCACUGGGGCUAGUUUCACAUUGAUGGCGCAGCAGGAGGGUAGUUUUGCUAACGGGGGUAUAUGAUAUGACGGUAAUGUUGCUUUUGAGAAACUUUCAUUUCUUAACAGAAAUUUCAGUUAAUACUUAAGUUUCUCUGCUGAGACAAACAGGUUUUCUGGCUCAGCUUAGUUGCAGAAGAAACGGAUUUAUCCCUAUCCCUAUCUCCACUCGGCUAGGAUUAGCCAGGAGACUAGCCUGUUUGUUGUAAGCAUAGUGCCUGUAGGAAGCUAGUUUCAGCUUGCUACUGCUGCCCACCGAGGACGAUAUAUCGUAAACGAAAUGUCUAAAGGUCGAAAACGCUCGAAAGCCAAAGCGGCAGCUAAAGCAGCUGGAUUCGGUAUGCCUCCAGGAGCAAGGCCUCAGCCUUCCGGUGGACUUUGUAUUGUUGGUCCGCCACUUCCAGUAGCAAUGAUGCCUGGAGAUCACUUUCCUAUGGGCCCGCCCGACUUUGGACCACCAGUGAUGGAGGAUGGGCCAUUUAUGAACGAACCCCCUGAGUUUAUCACAAGAGAUCGGUAUGUACAUAGACCAGGGUUACACCCGCAAGAGUUUGAAAUGCCCCCGCGCCUCCUCCAUCCAGAUUUGGAGGACAGACUACGAGGUUUUCGCCCAGAUCCAUAUGAAGGCCGACCUGGUUUUCACCCAGCAGAGUUUGAAGGAGGUUUAGGGUUUAGGGAUAGAGGGUUUGUUCCACCUGAGUUUAGGGAUAGAGCAUCAGGGUUUGUCCCACCUGAGUUUAGGGAUAGAUCAUCGGGGUUUGUCCCACCUGAGUUUAGGGAUAGACCAUCGGGGUUUGUUCCACCUGAGUUUAGGGAUGAACCACCAGGGUUUGUCCCACCUGAGUUUAGAGAUAGACCACCAGGGUUUGUCCCACCUGAGUUUAGAGAUAGACCACCAGGGUUUGUCCCACCCGAGUUUAGAGAUAGACCACCAGGGUUUGUUCCGCCGGCAGGAAUCCGGCCAUCACAGUUUGAGGAUGGCCCGGGUUAUCCAAUGAUUAACCAUGGAUGUGGCCCAAUAAAUGAAUACAACGCGAUGGACCCGGCUUAUAUGCAACCACUGGAUGUCCAUUUGUCUAAUGUCCGCAUGGCCGACGUCUUCUCUGCUGAUGCUGUUCAGGGAACAGAGCAGAGCAAUGCUCCCCCUAUGGCUUCCUGCCCACCUGACAGAACUCAUCAGGCUAACCAACAAUCUAGUGGUCCUGGCAAUAAUGUAAAUGGUAAAAAUUCCACCACCACUACAACAACAACAAAAUCCACUUCCAAGAAUGAAAUAUCUGUUGUCAAGCACAUGUUGGGAUCAGUCAAACCUCCACCUGGACGAUCUUUGGGAGUUAUCACAUUUAUUGCUAACAACUACGGGUUCAUUGAAUGCGAGGAUCUGAAAAAAUAUUCUUUCUCAUUUGAUGCUUUUUUUGGACAACGAAACCAUUUGGUACCUGGGGUUAAAGUGCAUUUCACGGCAGUCAAAGUAUUGGGGGAAAAAAAAGAAUGCGCAACUGAUGUGAAAGUUGCACCAGGAGGGACAGAGGAGAUUGAAGCCACAAUCUAUGAAGGUGUGGUCACUGCAGUGCUGCCUGAUACUUAUGUGUUGGAACCUCAUCCAGGCCGCAUCAGAACCAUUCUCACUACUGAACCUGUAAAACUGCCCUUUGGAAGGAUGGACGCAAAAGCCACCCUACUACUGUUUGACCGGGUGAAAUUUCAGCUGCUCACAGAUGUUAUUACAAAGGUCCGCAGAGCAACAAAUAUCACACCGCAAAUGCCAGAAACGUUUCAGCUCACUAAGGAAAUCAGGGAAAAGGGUGUUAUAAUGAACAUAAAGGAUGAUUCGUUUACCAUCAUGUCAAAGAAACAUGAAAACCUCACUGCCUCCCUCAGUGAGUAUCUAUCAGAUGAUCAACUAAAUGUCAUGGAUGAGGCUGAGUUCACAGUUAUAACUGUAAAAGACACAUUGAAGGCUAUCAGAUUGAAGAAGCUUCCUGAGGGCGCAGUGGAGUUUGAUUCACAAGCAAAAAAUGCUACUGACCCCUCUGCAGGCAAAUCAAUGUGGAAACCAGUGACCUCGAAGGAAGCAACUGUUGAUGAAGACAUAAGCAGUGAGAAAUAUGAGGGAACCAUUUCCAAAGUCAUCCCCAAAAGUUCUGAAAAGGAGAUGGGGCAACAGCAGAAACAGGGCCUUGUGGACACCACUGUGGAUGGUACAAUGAAAAGUUUACCAUUUGGUUCAGGUGAUGUGAUCACACAGGCCACCAUGAUGGUCGGUGACAAGGUCCAGUUCAACAUUGCCACCAAACUGCUGACCAAGGAGGACCAUGCCAUCAACAUUCAGAUUCAGCCAGACACCUUUCAACUAGAAUCCACAGAGAAACGCAAGAUAGGCAUUGUCGUACAAUUGGAUGAUAAUUCUGGGUUCAUCAAGGCCCCACAGGACCCACAGCUGUAUUUUGACCUGUCUGAGGUUAUGGAUGACGCCAAGCUUGCGUUGUCAGAGAAAGUUGAGUUUACACUUGCAGUGGGGGUUAAGGGGUUUGCAGGAGGUAAACGAGCUAUUAGAAUCAGAAGGCUGACGGAGAGUGUCUUUACAUCUGUGCCAAAAAUAGAAGAAAAGAAAGAGAAGAAGAAAAUGACAAUCAAAUUGCUGAAAGACCCAAAAGAGCACUUCAAGAACCAAGUCAAAACAGAGGGCAAAGGUUGUGAUUUGCUGGAUGCAGAGAAGCCUGGCAGGGAAAAGGUGGAUGCCUCAAAAGCUCCAAAGCAGGACAAUAAAAGCAAACAGGAAAACCCUAUAAAGGGUAGCAGAGAACGUAGCAGAAGCCGAGAAAGCCGACACAGGUGCAGCCGGAGUAGUAGCCGCAGCCGAGAUAGGAGUGGCGGCUACUAUGGCAAGAACAGGAGCUCCAGUCGUGACAGGACUUACCGAAGUUACAGAAGGAGCCGCAGUCGCAGUAGAGAUCGCUCACGCAGAUACAGGCGUAGUUAUAGCCGUAGCCGCAGUAGAAGCAGGGAAAGGAACAGUCGCGGCGGCAAAAAGAGAAGUCACAGCCCAGAAUACAUGGAUGAUCAUCACAGAGGACAGAGCAACAAUAAGGAAUACAGCAGCAAGAGACAAAGCAGAAGCCCUGAUGGUCAUAACAAGACAUCCAAAUAUGCAGCCAACUCCUUUGAUUAUAUGAACUCGUCAUCUACUGAGGCUGUAAAUAAUGAAUUGGCAAAGAAGAGGAAAGAGUUAUUGGAGCUCAAUGAGUUAAUAGCACGUAAAAAAGCAAUAAUGGCGUUGGAACAAAACACCAAAACACCAAGUCAGUUUAAAGAUGCACUUGAAAUGGAAAAACAACAUGGGAUUGCUACAUUUGAUUAUCAGCACAAAACCUGUGUAGAGAAUUCAUGGACCCCUGACACCAAGCCAGUUAGGUCCAUUUUAAAGAAGCACUCGGAGUCUCUCACCAGUCCCCAACAUCAGGAAAAUGAAAGAAGUGAGAGUCCAGAAGAGCCAGUGGGAUGCCCAAAAACGCACGCUUCCAGUAUAUACAUGUCUGCUGGCUCAGUCCCUGUAUGGAUUAAACAGAGUUCUACUCCUGAGAUUGAAGAUCAUGAAUUAGCAAGGAAAAAGAGACAGUUAGAGGAACUAAGUGAAUGUAUUGCACGUAAACGAGCAAUUAUGGCCAUGGAACUAAAGGCUAAAACCAUUUGCGAUGGGUCUGAAAUCAAAAAGAAAUAUGAUUUUGGUUCAUGCUCAGAUGACCUGGACAUAACAAUGACAAAUAAGCAUAUCUGGCAAUUUGAUAUAAAACCUGAUCUUCAGCCAAAGAAGUCCAUUCUGAAGAAGCGGUCAGAAUCUGUUACUGACCAGCCACAGAAGGAUUUGACUUCAGCUGGUCAGUAUGCUCAUUUUCCAAUGUCUAAACAACCUAAAGAUGAUCACUCCACUUUCCUCAAUCUCUCUGGGCCAUCAGAUACUGCAUUUAAAAAACCUUGUAAUCCACCAUCGGUGUUCUCUAAUACUGUUGACCUUUUCAAGAAACUGGUUAAUGAAUCCUCUACCAGUUCAAGUAUGAGCAGUAACAAGGCAAUAGCUCAGCAGUCAUUUCAGCCAAGUUCUGGAUUAAUUUAUGACCAAGAAAGUGCCAGAGAGACCAAAGACCAAAGUUAUUCUACAUCACCUUCCCAGACAUCCCGGUUUUCUCACCAGGAUUGUGACCAGGCAUCCACAAGUGAGAGUUCUUCAACUCAGUCUUCAGCUUCAAAACAAAAGACUAAUCUUGCAACACAAAUGGAACGGUUUCUUGGUGCCUUAAAUAAAGCAGAUUCGAAUUUAUUGACCUCAUUGUUGAGAGAUGCUAGAAAAGAUACCGAUCGACCGAAGAAUCAGAGGAGCCCACAAGAGCCCACAGAAAGAAUGUCUUGCGGUGAUGAAUUGUAUGAUCCUUUCAAAGAAACGGAUUGCAACGAAGACAACUAUCGUUUAAUGGGGAGCAAACAGAAUAUGAAUCCUAUGUUGAGACAAAAUGAAAACACCCAAGAUGAUCUCUUACCACACGAAAGAGCUGUGGUAGAUGGCAGUGGCUUUUCCAAAAUUGUUGGAAUGAAAUAUGGCAUUGAAGCGAAGCCUGAGAAUCGGUUCCUUCGUGGUGAGGCAAUGCCUUCUAGUAGUCAAAGCAAACUUUUAGAACAGCACGAAAAUUUUUUGAAAGAAUGUGAUACGUUUAAACUGUCACAAGAUCGUUAUGGUGAUGAGCCAUAUUUUGAGGACUCAUAUGCAGAGGACAGAGAGAGAUACAAAACACAAAAACUGUCUGAAAAGUACAGAGUAGAAGGCAGCCUUAGCCCAGUGCAUCAGAAAUCCAAGGAUGCCAAUGAGGAUGUCGCCCAAAAAGCAAGCCACUAUAAAACAAUUCAGGAGCUGCUGCAAACCAUCGGUCUUAAUUUGGACACGACAGAAGUUAGCAAGUUAGCUGAUAGGACAAAAGAGCGCCUGUAUGGUAAGAAAGUCAAACCCCAGAGUUCUCACUCUUUUGAUCAAAAAGAUGAACACUCAAUAAGUCGUUAUGAGCGAAGAGGUAGUAGUCAUUCCACUGAUUCUGAGGGUGUAAAUUCUGUAUCCCCUGCUAAAACUUCUAAUCGUGAGGUUUACAUGAGUUAUUUGGACACUCUUAAGUGCCGCCACAAUGAUGGCGCAGUCGAGGACCUAUUUCGCCUUAAAAGGACUAUUAGGAACAGUCCAGAAGCAAAACAAAUGACAUCAGAUUCAUAUGAAAGUGCACCACCAGAAGUCAGACAUGACUCCUACAAACCAAUAGCAGAAUCCCUCUCAUUAGCUCAGUCUGUCGGUUUGCAGCAUACUCAAAUAUCCAGUGAAUUCUCCUCAGCUGCACACCACCUUAAAAACAAGCAAGAUUCCAGGGAGUGUAGUUAUGCUAUAGAGGGAGAACAAAAUCCCUACGGGUCAAUUUAUCAAAAUCCUCUGCAUUAUGCUACUGUUUAUCCGACACAACCCUCUCAUUUACCAUCUGGCUAUGGGGAUUACACAGCAUCUGCCAGGCCUUUUUUGUUGAUGACACCAAGCCCUGCCCAGUUCUAUCCAACUCUCUCUACUUUUAACACAACAGGAUCUUUUGGUCCUUCUCCAACUCCUCCUUAUCCACCCACUUCAGGUCAGUUUGGCUUUGUCAUGCAGUCUGGCAGCUCUGGUUAUGCCACCCAGCAGGCUAAAACAAAGCCCACUACACACAACAGGUGUCUCAAAACAAUAGAAACAGUAGAAACUCUGAAGUCUGUUAGUUUAAAACCUUCUGCUGUUAAAGAAGUACGUACUGUCAUUAGCAUACAGACAGAAAAAUAUGCUGAAGGCAAAGCUGAAUCCCAAGCGGCACCCAUGAUGGAAGAUGACAUCAAAGCUAAACAAAAAAAAAGGCUGGAGCAGUUCAAUCAGAGAAUGAGACUGAAGAAGGAACAGCAAAUGGAAGCCCAGCGAACACGAGGACAAAGCCAAAAAUCAGCACCAGGAAAAGUUAUUCGAACAGAAGUAAAGAAUGUGUGGAUAUGUGGCCACUCCCUUGUGUUCUGGGCUGAGAAGAGGGCCACAUCUCCUGAAAUAGGUAUGCAGCUUGGUAUGGACCCCAAUAGUGUACGCAUAUGGUGGAAGGGUGUGCAGGGCAUGACAUGGCAACAGCUUCUGCCCCAGCUGCUCCAACUUAAAGACAACUGGCCCAAACCUGACAUGAUUCUCAUACACCUGGGGGGAAAUGAUAUUGGCAAGAUGACCCCAGAGGCCUUUGUGUUAGCAGUGAAGAAAGACCUGAUUUCGCUGAAGAGCAUUUUUCCUCAGUGCUUCCUUGUUUGGUCAGACAUCCUACCCCGCAAGUCCUGGAGGCACUCGGAUGACAGCAUGUCAGUGAACAACAUGCGACAGGCGAUCAACAAAACAGUACGUGGUAUUAUGGCAGAGCUUGGGGGUUCUUCAUUGGCUCAUGACAACAUAAUACCUAGACUGGACUCUGGCCUCUAUAGACCAGAUGGAGUUCACCUCUCUGGUAAAGGGAUUGACACUUUUAAUUUAAACAUGCAAGACUUUCUUGAGAAGUGGGAAAGUGAGAUAAGUGAGAGAGAGACUUCUGAAAGCUGAAAUGACUUCAGGUUAUUAACAUCUUAAUAUGGCUUUUUUUUCAGUAUCUGUUUUGUACUGUGAAACUAUAUUGGGAAUUCAUUCAUGUAUCCCUUUGAAUCUUAGGGUCUCAUACCAACCUAUGCUUAUCCUAGUCUGAAUGCAACUGCAUGUUUUCUUAAAUGAGUUGUUUAAAAAAAAAAAAAAAAAUUUGUUAUGAAUUCUCUAUCUGUUAAUAUUUACUCUUAUUUCUGUAAUUAUAUGUAGAUUUAGUUUUUUAAUGAUUGUUAAACCAUGUGAAAACAAAAAAAUAAAAGACAAUACACGACUCAACACUGUCUGUUUAUUAAGUGUACUGAGUUUCUUUAUUUCUUUCUUUUUUCUCUUUCUAUCUCUUUCUUUCAUUCGUUCUUUGUUUUGUUUUUUUUAAACAAACUUUUAGAUAACCUAGUUGUGCCUUCGGUAGACAGAAUUCUUUUGAUCACAUUUUUAUGUCACAUGUAUAUAGAAAUUGUAUAUAUCCAGUCAGUUUUGCCUGUUUGUUAUGUAGUAAGUGCAAAACAUUUUUUGUUGUUGUUGUACAAAACUCUCUAACAAUGUAUUGAUGUACAUCUGUUCAAAAUAUGAUGUGUGCUAUGCCUUCUAUAGUAGACAUUAUAAUAAAAUUAUAUAAUUGCC